This is a messenger RNA of Impatiens glandulifera, 1131 nucleotides long. RefSeq names its product GDSL esterase/lipase At5g62930. Gene Ontology annotation, molecular function: hydrolase activity, acting on ester bonds. Lineage: Eukaryota; Viridiplantae; Streptophyta; Magnoliopsida; Ericales; Balsaminaceae. The transcript has 6 exons. The record is from RefSeq and is a predicted model, not a curated record. Bases 142 to 882 code for a protein of 246 amino acids.
AUAGCAAUCUCCCCCAUUGAAUGGGAUGAUGAUAUUAUAAUACGGCAGCAGCAGCAGCAGCAGCAGCAGGGUCCUGUGAUCUAUCUCAUCUCUGGAUCUUCCCGAGCAAGGAAAAGGAAAAGGAAAGGUAGAGUGAUUGAAAUGAGGCCUCAAAUAGUGUUAUUCGGUGACUCUAUCACGGAACAAUCCUUCAGACCAGAUGGAUGGGGUUCAUCUCUUGCCGAUAAAUACUCUCGCAAGGCCGAUAUAUUGGUUCGUGGAUAUAGUGGCUACAAUACCCGCUGGGCUUUAUUCUUGCUGCAUCACCUCUUUCCUUUGGGAACAACAAUAUCUCCUGUUGCCACCACGAUAUUUUUUGGAGCUAAUGAUGCAGCGCUUUUCGAAAGGACGAGUCAAAGACAACAUGUUCCUCUUGGGGAGUACAAAGAGAAUCUAAAGAAAAUUGUUCAACAUAUGAAGGAUUGUUCCCCUUCCAUGCUUGUUAUACUCAUCACCCCUCCACCAAUUGAUGAAGAAGGGCGCAUGCAAUUUGCAAGAUUGCAAUACGGUAACAAUGCAAUGGAACAACCAGAAAGAACAAAUGAGGUUGCAGGAAGUUAUGCAAAAGCAUGUGUUGAAUUGGCCAAUGAACUUGGUCUUCCCUCCAUCAACUUGUGGUCUAAGAUGCAAGAAACCGAAGGAUGGCAAAAGAAGUUUCUUAGUGAUGGGCUGCAUCUUACAGCAGAGGGGAAUGCAGUUGUUUAUAAGGAAGUUGUAAGGGUUUUCGAAAGAGCAUUGCUUAAUGCUGAAGAGAUGCCAUAUGAUUUUCCUCACCACUCUGCCAUAGAUAGUAAAAACCCUGAACUAGCCUUCCACCCAGCCUGCAAUAUCUUAUCUCCUUGACAUCUUUAAUUAAACUGAAUUUCAUUUUCACGAGACACCCCUCCCACUCCAUUACAUAAAUCUCAUUUCAUAAUUUAUUCCAUUUCUCAUUAUUACUAUUAUUAUUUAUUUAUUUAUUUAUUAUAAAUGGUCCUGGUGUUACUAUUAUUACUUAUAGACUAGUUCUCAACUUGCUUGUGUGUUAUUAUGAUAUCUACCCAUUUUUAAUUUGAUUUUUGAGUUAUUUGAAAACUGAUACUUUUGUUCUAG